Molecule: messenger RNA, 1331 nt
Organism: Thlaspi arvense
Lineage: Eukaryota; Viridiplantae; Streptophyta; Magnoliopsida; Brassicales; Brassicaceae
Source: the annotation of a GenBank genome assembly
GGAAAAAAAAAGAAAAAAAAAAAACCGGUUCAAAGGGUAGUAAAUGAGAAUGCAGGUAUAUGUAGCUUAUCUCUACAAUGGCCUCUUCAUCACAUGUUGCCAAUUUGUUUAGGUAUAGUGUCUCUUCAUAUUUGUAUAUAUAGAAAUCUCUCUCUCUCUCUCUCUCUACCACAUCUUCCUCUAUAUUCUCCACCGUUCUUUCUCUUCUCCUCUCUCUCUCCCUCUCUGGACUUCAACUUCUGGAGAACUACUUGACAUAUAUAAGGUACUGCUCAUCAGCCAACACUAACACGAUUGUCAAAAGGUGUGGGGGGAAGCAGAAUCUACUUCUAUCUGAUUGAUCAGUCAUAUCUUUUCAAUCAAAUCAGACCCUCCUCUUACGAAAAAGAAAAGAAAAAGAAAAAAGAGUCCAUGUCGAGCAUGUCCAUGUCGUCCUCCUCAGCACCACCAGUUUAUCCACCGGACCACAUCUCGUCUUCAGAGCAGCUCUGUUACGUCCAUUGCAGCUUCUGCGACACCGUCCUCGCUGUGAGUGUUCCUCCGAGUAGUUUGUUCAAGACGGUGACGGUGAGAUGCGGCCACUGCUCAAACCUUUUGUCGGUGACUGUGCACAUGAGAACACUUCUUCUUCCCUCCGUUUCCAACCUUGGCCAUUCCUUUUUGCCUCCUCCUCCUCCUCCCAACCUCUUGGAGGAGAUGCGCAACGGAGGACAGAAUAUAAACAUGAACAUGAUGAUGAGCCAUCAGGCAGCAGCAGCUUACCACUCCAAUGAGUCUUUGGCUAUGGCCACUCGCAACGGAAGAGUCGAUCCGCAGGAAACGCCUCGUCCACCACCAGCCAAUAGACCCCCAGAGAAGCGACAAAGAGUACCAUCUGCUUACAACCGAUUCAUCAAGGAGGAGAUCCAACGUAUAAAAGCAGGCAACCCUGAUAUCAGCCACAGAGAGGCCUUCAGUGCUGCUGCCAAAAAUUGGGCCCAUUUCCCUCACAUACACUUUGGUCUCAUGCCUGAUCAUCCUCCCGCCAAGAAGGCUAACGUGCGCCAGCAGGAAGGAGAGGAUGCGAUGAUGGGAAGAGAAGGGUUCUACGGUGCAGCCGCCAAUGUUGGUGUGACCCAUAACUAGCUAGGGCUUUUUUCCUUCUUUCUAUUAAUUAAGGUUCGCAAUUAAAUUCUUAAAUGUUCAAAAUGCAUGUGGUUAAUUUCAGCUCAAACUUAACUUAUUAUUACGAUGAUAUUGAUAAUCGAUCAAUCAGGAGACCUUUCGUGCUACAAGUCUGGGAACUAGUGUAUAAUUUUUUUUUUCAAUACGUAUUCAUUUCGAUUGCUUUA